Molecule: messenger RNA, 2801 nt
Organism: Lasiosphaeria miniovina
Lineage: Eukaryota; Fungi; Ascomycota; Sordariomycetes; Sordariales; Lasiosphaeriaceae
Product: DNA polymerase alpha/epsilon subunit B-domain-containing protein
Exons: 2
Coding region: 166-2643 (825 amino acids)
Biological process (GO): DNA-templated DNA replication; error-prone translesion synthesis
Cellular component (GO): epsilon DNA polymerase complex
Molecular function (GO): DNA binding
Source: RefSeq, a predicted model, not a curated record
AGUACAUUUAGAGGUUUUCGACUCACUGCAACAAGACAUUGACAACGAUAGACGGUAUAUGGACCCUCGCAACGACACAAACUCUAUCCUGCUUGGUCACGCGCCCGACUACCUACCCUAGGUGCACUAAUUCACACAGUGAAUAUCACAUUUGCAGCAGACACCAUGAUGAUAGUGCCGAGCCCCCAGAAAAAAACGCCGGCAAAACCACCGCCAAACAGUCCCGAACGGGAAAGGGAAAAGGCGGCCAGGCGGACGAAGCCGGUGGCGCCCUUCUUCGCUCCCAAAAAUCUCGCACCCUCGAGCGACAUCCCCUCGUCGUCGCCUGCCUUUGCGACCCCGGCGCACACGCUACGGCCGUUCCAGGCGCCCGCACCCGCAAAGGCUGCUAUUCUGCCUAUCAUCCUUCCGCCGGCCACCCUACGGCCGCUCGCCUUCCGCACCUUCACCAAGAAGCACAACCUGACCCUGACGUCGUCAGCCCUGCAAGAGCUCGCUACUUUUAUCGGGAGACACUGCGGCUCGGGAUGGCGCGAGCAGGGCCUCGCCGAGAAGGUCCUCGAGGAGGUCUCACGCGCCUGGAAGAACCGCAAUGGCGGCGUUAUUGUCGACGGCAGCAGUGCUGAGCUGAAGGACAUCCUUAAGACGCUCGAGGGGAACAUGAGCGGUGGCAAGAUCAUCACCGGGUCCCGCGGUAUAAGCCGCCAAAACAGUCUCUUGCUGGAGCCCGCCGACGACGCCGACCACUCCAAGACGCGUUUGGGUCUGAGGCCGACCGCUUCGCUCUUGCGCAAUGACAGCCAAGGCAGCAUGGGCAUGUCCAACCUAGGCUUCGCCGACGAGCCAGACGACGGCGCCGCCGUCAAGGAUGCCCGAAGGUGGUUGAAGAUCGUACACGCUUUUGAGCAGCCGCGCUUCGUCUACAACGUCGCCAAGAAACACUUUGAGCGAGAUCCUUCCAAGCCAUCGAUACUCCCCGUUGCCGCCCACAGGACCGACAUGUUCCGCAACAGGUUCAAUGUAAUCCACCAGCGGCUUCUGCGUAACGAGGCUUUCCAAACAUCGGCCGUCGCCGGGAGCAGGGGCUCGACCCUUCGGCGUACGGCCUCAUCAGCGCUACAGUCUCACAAGAUCACCCCCAUUUCUAACCUCCUCGGCCGCCACGGCAGCCACCACAUGCUCCUUGGGAUGCUCGUCAUCUUGCCCACCGGCAGCCUAGCCAUCAGCGACCUAACAGGCACCAUCAUGCUCGACCUCUCCCACGCCGUCUCCAUUCCCGAAAAUUCAGCCUGGUUCACGCCCGGGAUGAUUUUACUGAUAGACGGCGUCUACGAAGAGGAGGAAGAAUCGAUGGGCAAGGGCCUCAGCGGAAGCAGCGGCGUGGGAGGCACGAUCGGCGGCCGCUUCCAGGGCUUCUUCAUCGGCCAGCCACCGUGCGAGAAGCGGAAUGCGACCUUGGGCGUCAGCGGACCCGACGGCGGUGCCGACCACACCAUCGGAGGCGGCUUUGGCUGGAUCGACUUUCUCGGCGUGGGCAGCGAGAGGGCCGUGGGCUCUCGCAUGCGGAAGCUGGAGCAGAGACUCCUGCGCCAGCCCGGGCUGGCCGAACCCGACGAUCCGUGGCGCGGGCGCGUGGUCAUUAUCGGCGAGCUCAACCUCGACCAGCCGCGCAGCCUGCAGGCCCUUAAGAAGAUCCUGGGCCUCUACGCCAGCGACCCCGAGGGGUCCACGCCCAUGACUUUUGUCCUGACGGGCAACUUCACGUCGCACGCUAUCAUGGCGCGUGGCGGCAGCGGCGGCAGCAUCGAGUACAAGGAGUUCUUUGACGCCCUGGCCUCGACGCUAGCCGACUACCCCAUGCUGCUGACCACGGCCACGUUUGUGUUUGUGCCCGGCGACAACGACGGCUGGGUGUCUGCCUUCUCCGGCGGCUCCGCGGUGCCGCUGCCGAGGAAGGCCGUGCCAGACCUGUUCACGUCGCGAAUCCGGAGGGUGUUUGCCGCCGCCAACUCGGAGGCGGGGCUGUCCAACAACAGCAGUACAAACGGCGAUGCCAAAAAGGGCGGCGAGGCAAUAUGGACUACGAACCCCAGCCGCUUGACCCUGUUUGGCCCGUCCCACGAGCUAGUCCUGUUCCGUGACGACAUCUCGGCCCGUCUCCGCCGCGCCUCGGUGCGCCUCAAGACCAAGGUCAAGGAGCCGACCGCAGCAGGCGACGAGGACGUAGCCAUGGUCGGGGCCGUAGCGGAAGCCGACGUCAUGGACGUCGAUACGGAGGAUAAUAAUAAUCCUCCCGGCGGGCGGCGGCAGCAGCAGUCGGACACAGCAGAAACAGCAGAGGUGCCGUACGACGUCGGCGCCGCGCGCAAGCUCGUCAAGACGCUUCUCGACCAGGGCUUCCUGGCGCCCUUCCGCCAGGCCGUCCGCCCCAUACACUGGGACUACGCUGCCGCCCUCUACCUGUACCCGCUGCCCACGGCCGUCGUGCUCGCCGACACGACGGCCCCGCCCUUCUGCAUCACAUACGAGGGCUGCCACGUCAUGAACCCCGGCAGCGUCCUCGUCACGGGCAAGAAGGGCGCCGCGCGCUGGGUCGAGUACGACGUCGGCCGCGUCGGGAAGGUGAGAGAGUGCACUUUUUAGAAAAUUAUUAUAUACCUAUUUUCUUUUGUUCUGUUAAGCUUUUUGGGAUAGCAAGAGACAGGCGAAUGGUGUGAGGGGGGAGUGUGGGCUUGGAGGCAUUUAAAUAAUGAUCAUGGUUAGCGAAACGCGUUGCAUGCAUUUCAAGGGGGAAAUCUUGU